Ricinus communis (castor bean) is the source of this 836-nucleotide messenger RNA. RefSeq lists its product as uncharacterized. The coding region runs from base 341 to 709 and encodes 122 amino acids. Lineage: Eukaryota; Viridiplantae; Streptophyta; Magnoliopsida; Malpighiales; Euphorbiaceae. The transcript has 3 exons. The record is from RefSeq and is a predicted model, not a curated record.
CUUAUUGGUAAUUAAAUUUUGAUGUUAAUGAAUAAAAAAUAAAAAUACUAGUUUUUAGUGUGAAUAAAAAAAAAAAAUACUAGUUUUUAGUGCAGUACAAUUAAAAAGUUAAAGAUUUAAUGCAACCAUUAUCCAAAGAACUUCAAAGGAAAACUUAUUUUUUCUUUAGUUCCCAGUUCACAGAUCAUUUUUAUGAAUAGAGAGCGAGAAGCAUCUUAAUUACUACCCAAAAUGGAAGGUUCUGAAUCUCAAAACCCAAAAUUAUAUCCAAAAGAAUCGUUAGUUAAACGUUAUAGGUUCCUUUGGCGUACGCUUUUGAUCUUUAAUCUCGGUCUUGGAGAUGUGGACUACAAUCGGAUUUGAAGUUAUAUGUUAUUCAGCUUACAUGUUUGCAAAGGCAAGAAUGAAAAAUUUGAACAUGGGAGAUAGCAAAACUGUGAAGAAAGACGUGCAAGACAUUCCAGCCUCAGGUAAAGAUCUGUUGGAGUCUGCAACAAUUCCCUCAAUUCCUGAGACUCCAUCCCCUACUCCAGCUGUUCUGAAGCUAAAAGAGCCCAUACCUGAGGAUCAGCAGCGUGAGCUUUUCAAUUGGAUAUUGGAAGAGAAAAGAAAAAUCAAGCCAAAGGAUUCUGAUGAGAAGCAACAAAUUGAUGAAGAGAAAGCCAUUCUCAAACAGUUUAUUCGGGGGAAGCAUAUUCCGAGUCUUUAACCGGUGUCUCUUACUUGAUUUGCUUCUAACAAAAGUCAGUAACUUGAAGAGAUUUGGUACUAAUCAAUUGUGAAACUGAGAUUCUAGAAAUUUUAUCCAAUACGAAUGACUUUACAUUCUUCUUCAA